AUGGUCGCCAUUCAGAUCGCCUCAUUCCUCUUCAGCGCUGGUGCGCUGGUAUCUGCUAUGCCCACGAGCCUGGAUGCUCGCGGUAACUGCACAUUCAGCGAUGCCGCCGCCCUCGCCAAGGGCAAGGGUUCGUGCAGUUCCAUUGUCAUCAAAGACAUGAAUGUGCCUGCUGGGACCACACUCGACUUGACAAAACUGAAGAGUGGUACCACUGUUACUUUCGAGGGAGCCACUACCUUUGGUUACAAGGAGUGGGAAGGCCCUUUGAUCUCUGUCUCGGGUGACAACAUCAAGGUCAACGGAGCCAGCGGCCAUUGCAUCAAUGGAGAUGGUCAAAAGUGGUGGGAUGGCAAGGGCAGCAAUGGAGGAAAGAAGAAGCCAAAGUUCUUCGCCGCUCACUCCAUGACGUCCUCCACCAUUACCGGACUGAACAUCAGAAACACCCCCGUCCAGGGUUUCUCCAUCAAUCAAUGCAAGGGCCUCACUGUUGACCAGAUCACCAUUGACAACUCUGCUGGGAACGGGCCCAAUGGGGGCCACAACACCGAUGCUUUCGAUGUUGGCAGCUCAUCUGACAUUCACAUCACCAACGCCAACGUCAAGAACCAGGACGACUGCCUCGCCGUCAACUCUGGAACCGAUAUUUUCUUUAGCAAGUGCACCUGCGACGGUGGCCACGGCAUCAGCAUUGGCUCCGUGGGCGGCCGCUCCGACAACGUCGUCAAGAACGUCUUCAUCACCGACUCCACCAUUAUCAACUCGGAAAACGGGGUGCGGAUCAAGACGGUUGCUGGCGCCACCGGCUCCGUCUCCAACGUCACGUACAAGAACAUCACUCUCAAGAACAUUACCAAGAACGGCAUCGUCAUCCGUCAGGACUACCAGAAUGGCUCCCCAACUAACAAGCCCACGGCCGGCAUCUCCGUUACUGGCAUCCAUCUCGAGGACAUCCAUGGCACUGUGGCGUCUGGGGCCACCAACAUUCUCAUUCUUUGCGGAAAGGGCAGCUGCAGCAACUGGACCUGGUCAAAUGUCAAUGUGACUGGUGGCAAAAAGAGCAGCAUGUGCCAGAAUGUUCCUGCUGUCGCAAGCUAUGCUCUGCGCUUUGACACCUAA
Molecule: messenger RNA, 1116 nt
Organism: Plenodomus lingam JN3
Lineage: Eukaryota; Fungi; Ascomycota; Dothideomycetes; Pleosporales; Leptosphaeriaceae
Gene: PGN1
Product: glycoside hydrolase 28 protein
Biological process (GO): pectin catabolic process
Cellular component (GO): extracellular region
Molecular function (GO): polygalacturonase activity
Source: RefSeq, a predicted model, not a curated record